Molecule: messenger RNA, 846 nt
Organism: Lecanosticta acicola
Lineage: Eukaryota; Fungi; Ascomycota; Dothideomycetes; Mycosphaerellales; Mycosphaerellaceae
Source: the annotation of a GenBank genome assembly
AUGUCGCAGGAGCAGUCGCCAGUCGCCUGCGCCGCCGCCACCGGCGAGAAGGCCACCUACAGCCAGAGCGAGGUGAACCUCGCCAUCCACGGCAUGAUUUUGCGCAAGUCCUACGCCACGCUUAUGAAGGUGUGCGACUUUCCGACCGAAGAAGCCGCCUACCUCGCGCUCGUGGACAAGCUCGCUAGAGACACCAUAGCCGGUGAGAGCGCUAAGACCGCCGAUAGUGAGUUUACUCGAAUAUGUGACCCUUCCUGCAACUGUGUUGACAUUCGCGACAGCGACAGCGGCCGCCGCCGCCAUCGGCGAGAAGGCUAUGUACACCUCUAAGGAGGUGAGUGCCAUGGUCAUUGGUCUAUAUCCGGCUUUCCCCCAUUCCAGAGGAGGGCAUGGAAAAGAUCAUGAAGGUGGGCGGCUUCGAGACCAAAGAAGCCGCCGAGACCACCUACAUCGCGCUUGGGAAGACAAUCGCCGCUAUAUACUAAAAGGUUCGCGAGAGUGCUAAGGCCGCCAAGAGUGAGUUUAUCCAACUCUCUGACCCUUCCUACAAAUGUGCUGACACUUGCUAUAGCUAGGGCCACCCCACAGAACGGCAAGAAAAUCCCAAAGAAGCGGGUCAACAUGGAGACCGACGACGAGGGCGAGGAGAGUGCCGCCACCGCGCCUUACAUGUACCUCACGAACACAGCGAUUCUCAUCUCGGAUCGCUCACCUCUCCAUCAACUUCCAUCGUCGCCACUGCCUCUCGGGAGAUCCUACUCCAGCUCUGGACCCUGGCGUCCCCAUGUCCUAGCCCUUGGUCUGUCGUCGCCGCGGACGCCUCCGCCCGUCCUGAAUGCAGCAUAG